AUGGCGGAAAGGGGCAUUAGUACACUUCCCGGUGAGUUGAUCAUCGAGAUUGCACAGUUCCUAGAUCCAGUUGGUGUCAGUCAGUUUUCACAAGCUCGUAAAAGUUUCUACGAGCUUUUACGCGCCCAGAGAAGAAGUGCUACUAGAAAACACUCUUGGUCACCUGAAAGGCAUUACAGUCGAAGAAGGGUGGAUCCAGUAAUAAAACGGCUGCUACCGGAAGAUGAGCACUAUGAUGGGCCGAAUACAGGUCCGAUCCCACAGCUGCUAUUAGCCAUACAUCAAGGGCGUGCUGGCGUACUUCGGGGAUAUCUGGAAGCAGGUGUCGACCCAAACAGGUUCUGGGGGAGAUCGCGGCUGCUGAGCGAGGCUGCCUAUUCUGGCGACAUGGAAUGUGUCAAGGUUCUUCUCGAAUAUGGGGCAAAUCCAGGGCUACCGGACAAGAAAAUACGGGAAGAUGAUUGUCCACGGACAGCGUUAAGUCGGGCUGCAUCUAUGAUAUUUCGACGCCAAUUGAGAUUGAGAGCACUCCCUGGCUUCCAAUAUUCAAUCUUCAACAGUCGUAUAUGGAAGCCGGGGUAUGAUAGAGUAACCCGUCUUAUGAAGGCAGGUGUGAAGAUCACUCAUAUGGGCGAGGUUUUGUGGACACGGUGGCAAGUCAAUUUCUUAGAUGUUCUCAAGCUAGCGGUUGAACAAGGAACCGACCUCUCGAAGUUGACUGUCCCAUCCGGAACUACAGUCUUGCAUAUAGCAAUUUCCUAUGCACAGGAGGGCCAUCCUUUUCGAUUCUUCUACCCAGGAACGAAGAUAUUGUGUCAUAAUGAUUUUGAAAUAGUCGAGUGGAUAAUCACAAAAUAUCCGGAUCUUAUCAACACCAGCAAUGCCCGGGGUGAGACACCAUUCUAUUGGGCGUUUGACAUGAGGCGCUUUGACAUCGCAAGGCUUUUGUUAUUGCGCGGAUUUGAGCUGGGAUUUGCAGAAAUAUACGACUGGUAUCUUGAAAUCACCAUGGGGGAGACGAGUAUUGAAAAAGUCGAACUGUUGCUGGAAAUAAGAGAGCAGCUCAUGCAUUACGACGGCGUGUAUCACCCUGAACAGUUGAGAGAGCAAGGUCGACUAAUGCUAUCAGUAUGA
This is a messenger RNA of Aspergillus steynii IBT 23096, 1134 nucleotides long. Its product is annotated as ankyrin repeat domain-containing protein. Bases 1 to 1134 code for a protein of 377 amino acids. The record is from RefSeq and is a predicted model, not a curated record. NCBI's taxonomy places the organism in Eukaryota, Fungi, Ascomycota, Eurotiomycetes, Eurotiales, Aspergillaceae. Gene Ontology annotation, molecular function: protein binding. The transcript has a single exon.